AUGGCCAGCAACCAGAGCCUCUCAUUGUCCCUGUGGGCUGCUCUAGCCCUGACACUGGUCAUAGCUGCAUGUCCUGUAACAAGUACUAAUGUUGAGGCCAAGAAGAUGGUAGUGGGAAGUUGGCAGCCUAUUGACCCAAACGAUGAGGAGGUGAAGAAAGCGGUGGACUUUGCUGUCAAAACUUACAAUGAUUUGACCAAUGACCUGUACGUUAGCAAGCCAAUACAACUGAUGAGCGCCAGUCAGCAGGUCGUAGCUGGGAUGAACUACUACUUGAAAAUAAAGUUAGGACGAACCACAUGUGCCAAAGUCCAGUCUGUUGAUCUGGAUGAUUGCCCCUUCAAUGAACAGCCAGAUCAGCAGGAGGCAUUUGAAGGCCAGAAAACAGUAACACCUUGUGUAAAUGUGUUGAUCAACCAAGGAGAGUUCAGAAUUGAAGGAGAUGAUCUGUGGAGAAAUCUGGGAUCAGGGGAUAGCAUGGAGUUGUGA
Molecule: messenger RNA, 489 nt
Organism: Microtus ochrogaster (prairie vole)
Lineage: Eukaryota; Metazoa; Chordata; Mammalia; Rodentia; Cricetidae
Product: cystatin 10-like
Exons: 3
Coding region: 1-489 (162 amino acids)
Cellular component (GO): cytoplasm; vesicle
Molecular function (GO): cysteine-type endopeptidase inhibitor activity
Source: RefSeq, a predicted model, not a curated record